AUGGCCGCCUUCAGAGAGUUACAAGCACUCGAGACAUCGGAUGGGACCAAUCACGACUUCAUGCUCGCCACAGGUGUGGACGACGACAACAACAACAGUGACGACGGUUUCUUCGAAGAGUUCGACCAUCUCGGCCACACACCCCAUGAACGUCACGAUUCCAACGGGCUUACAAAUACCCAAUGGGCGGAGCAGCUGCGAAACCUGAGCAGCUUUAUUGUUCAGCCUGGAUCGUACACUCGACGACGCUUCGUCUCGACAUGGGGUACAAGGUUUGACGAGUUCAGGAAGGACAUUCUAGGGCAUAAUAACUCCAAGGUCUUCGUUUUGAACGAGCUCGAGCAAUUCAUACUAUAUUACUUUCGCCGAUACCAGCCGAAGCCAGCCUGCACGGACAGUGACGACGAAGAGGCCAACGAACAAGGCGACAUCGUUGAAGAAGCGCCCAUCGAUUCGAAGCCGCGAGUGAAAUGGUCGUACAACACACUUAAAGAAGUGAUGACAGCCGUCACACAGCGAGCCAGCUUCAGAUGGAACGACUUCAAGCUCACCACACGUCAAGAAAUGCGAGCAAAAGGUGCUAUCGAACGGACGCUCAACGACGGCUAUGCAUCCAAACAAGAGUGCGUCUCCCGCGAUCAGGCUCUAGGAGUGUACUUCGUCCGUCGGAUGUCGCGAGGCAUGAUCCAGCAUGCUCUCGACGGCCACUUACCUUCCUGGGAUACUGCUGUGUUGUUCACCUUAGCUAUCGUCGUACAAGCCGCCCUCAAUUGUCGCUUGGGAGACAUACUGGCCGCCAACAAUGUAGAAGAGUGGCCCAAGGAACAAACACCUUCGCUCACGUACGAUGACGUGAAGUUGGUACUUGAAGGGGGCACUUCGAUCGAAGACAUCAAGGGCGAAUGGACAAUCAGGAAUGCCAAAGGCAGCUUCGAUCACUCUGGAUAUUUGCUCGCAACUUCCAUUCCUCGAGCAGGAUAG
Molecule: messenger RNA, 981 nt
Organism: Alternaria arbusti
Lineage: Eukaryota; Fungi; Ascomycota; Dothideomycetes; Pleosporales; Pleosporaceae
Exons: 2
Coding region: 1-981 (326 amino acids)
Source: RefSeq, a predicted model, not a curated record